Molecule: messenger RNA, 2001 nt
Organism: Mugil cephalus (flathead mullet)
Lineage: Eukaryota; Metazoa; Chordata; Actinopteri; Mugiliformes; Mugilidae
Gene: serpind1
Product: serpin peptidase inhibitor, clade D (heparin cofactor), member 1
Exons: 7
Coding region: 86-1603 (505 amino acids)
Biological process (GO): blood coagulation; negative regulation of endopeptidase activity
Molecular function (GO): serine-type endopeptidase inhibitor activity
Source: RefSeq, a predicted model, not a curated record
UCAAAGUUCAGUUUUCUAUUCAAUUCUUUGCUCUUAGUCCUACAAACAAACGCGACACAGCACUACCCACCAGCACACAGCAAAGAUGUGGGUCAUCACUGUCAUCUCUUUGGCCUCCCUGCUGGCCAGUCCAUCCCUGGCUGGAGUCAAAGACCUGAGCUCUCACUUCACUGACCCUCAACCGGACCCCAGAGGCUUUGAACCAGGUGACGCAGUGGAUAUAGAUGCCAUUCCUUUGGAGUUCCACAAAGAAAACACAGUCACUAAUGACCUGGUCUUUGAUGGCUUUGAGGAGGAAGAUUACAUUGACUUUGAUAAGAUUCUGGCUGCAGGCAGUGACGAUUACAUUGAAGGGGACGAGAUCGACGAGAUUGCCACACCCGCCCCAGACAUUGACAUCUUUGCAGAACCCUCCGACCCAAAGACUCGUCGAGCCAGACUCCUACGACUGUUCAGCGGUCGGUCCCGUCUUCAGCGGCUCAACAUCGUGAACGCCCAUUUUGGUUUUAAGCUGUACAGAAGUCUUCGCAACGGCGUCAACCAGACUGACAACAUCCUGCUGGCACCUGCCGGGAUCUCCAUAGCUAUGGGGAUGAUGUCCUUAGGGGCAGGACCCGGAACUCACGACCAGAUCUACAAAGCUCUGGGAUUCGCCGAGUUUGUCAACGCUAGCCAUCACUAUGACAACACAACCGUGCAUAAGCUUUUCAGGAAGCUGACGCACAGGCUCUUCAGGAGGAACUUUGGUUACACACUUCGCUCUGUAAAUGACGUCUACGUGAAGAAGAAUGUGACGGUGAAAGACACCUUCCGUACACAGACAAAGGCUUUUUAUUUUGCAGAGCCGCUGUCAGUGGACUUCAGAGACCCUGCCUUUCUAAGCAAGGCCAACCAUCGCAUACAGAAGUUGACCAAAGGUCUGAUCAGGGAACCACUCAAGAGCGUGGAUCCAAAUAUGGUGCUGAUGCUACUCAACUACCUGUACUUCAAAGGUACAUGGGAGCAGAAAUUCCCAAAGGAAAUGACUCACUAUCGCAACUUCAGAGUAAACGAAAAGACAAAUGUACGCGUGCCAAUGAUGACCAACAAGGGGAAUUAUCUCGCUGCUGCUGACCACGAACUGGACUGCGACAUCCUGCAGCUCCCAUAUACAGGAAACAUUAGCAUGCUCAUUGCGCUGCCGAGGAAGAUCACUGGCAUGAGGAACCUGGAGCGGGAGCUCUCACCCACGGUUGUCAACAAGUGGUUAAAAAACAUGACAAACAGGACCCGUGAGAUUGUGUUACCUCGGUUUAAGCUGGAGCAGAACUACGACUUGAUUGAAAACAUGAAGGAGAUGGGUCUUACUGACAUAUUCCAGCAGAGUGGAGAUUUCUCUGAAAUGACCCCAGACAAGGUCACCAUGAACUGGCUUAAGCACCAGGGAACCAUCACUGUGAACGAAGAGGGGACGGAAGCUGCUGCUCUGACCCAGGUGGGCUUCAUGCCGCUCUCCUCUCAGAUUCGCUUCACCGUGGAUCAUCCUUUCCUCUUCCUGAUCUACGAGCACCGCACAGACUGCCUCGUGUUCAUGGGCCGGGUGGCCGAUCCCUCACAGAGCUAAACAAAAUAAGGUGGCGCUAAACAGCUAAACUAUUCGUGACAAAUCUGGUUAAAAUGUCCAACCGUGCGUUAUUUUAAUGGCCGAGGGGUUUUUCUGUGUAUGUAGGCGCUUAGUGAACAUAAACUUCUCGUUUAUACUGCUCAAAGAGCUGGGUCUGUCUGACUGACUCACUUAAUGCUUGUUAUCUACCUGUUAAUGUUUUAUCUUUGGAGAGGAGGGUAGUGGAGGAGUGUGCCUAAAAAUGACACAUGAACAAGUUGUUGCGCUAAUGCGGCACUGCAAUGGAAUAAUAAAAACAUAUUACACAACAUCCCAGGUUUCGGCAGCAUAAGUAAAUAAGAUUAUAUUACUGCAAUUUCCCCAUUGUGGGACAAAUAAAGGUUUUCUAUUCUAUCCUA